AUGGCGCUGUUUAACUGUUUCGUGGUUCAUAUAUUUAUUUUUCCACAUUUUGUACUGAAAUGUUUAUAGAAUACAUUUUUUAUGCUAAUAAGAGUAAUGAAAAUGAAAAUAGACUUGCUUUUCCUUGUAGAGCAAACUGUGUGUGUUUUGGAAGAGGUGUGCACCUGCAGAAGGAGAGAAGAAGAUGGAGAAGAGCAGGGGAGAACGUUUGCACCCCUGACAUUAGUGGUUUGUACUGUACCGCUGAAAUACAAAUAGGUUUGGCCAAUUAGGAAUAUCUCACUGCUUAUACUGUAUUAUUACCACUGCCACUCACGAGGACUAUGAUUCUCCAUGACCUAUGUAAGGCAUUUAAGCGUGUUAACCCUCGCAAGACUGCUGGCCCAGAUGGCAUCUCUAGGCGCGUCCUCAGAGCAUGUGAAGACCACCCUUGUGAAAAAAGAUAGCAGUCUGAGUGCAGUAUAAUGCAAAUACUUUGGCCAAAAUAAUAACGUUUUUUUUACUGCAUUAAUUUUGCAAUCUCUGUGUCCAAAAUAUCACAGUCGACUGCAGUUACUGGACUUUUACUGCAGUUUCAAAACUGCAAUCUGUUUUUGUAAGGGCAGCUGGCUGGAGUGUUUACAGACAUGUUCAAUCUCUCCCUAUCCCAGUCUGUUGUCCCCACUUGCUUCAAGAUGUCCACCAUUGUUCCUGUACCCAAGAAAGCAAAGGUAACUGAACUAAAUGACUAUCGCCCCGUAGCACUCACUUCUGUCAUCAUGAAGUGCUUUGAGAGGCUAGUUAAGGAUCAUAUCACCUCCACCUUACCCAACAUCCUAGACCAGGGAUAGGCAAUCCUGGUCCUGGAAGACCAGGUGUGUUGAAUUUAGGCAAUCACUGAACUGAUCAACUAGCUCAGUUGGCCAUGUGUGUUGCCUAGUUAGAACAAAAUCCUGCAGUACUUGCGGCACUCCAGGAACAGGGUUGCCUAGCCCUUCUCUAGACCCACAAUUUGGGUACCGCCCCAACAGAUCCACGGAUGACACAAUCGUCAUCGCAAUGCACACUGCCCUAUCCUAUCUGGACAAGUGGAAUACCUAUGUAAGAAUGCUGUUCAUUGACUACAGCUCAGCCUUCAACAUCAUAGUGUCCUCCAAGCUUAUCACUAUGGUCAGGGCCCUCGGUCUGAACCCCGCCGGGGUUAUUCAUGGGAGUGUCCGUAGUGCUGUGUGUCCUGGUUCUGACUUGUAAGGACUCCAUGUCUCCUCAGUGGCUGCGCUACGCUGGUCUGGCUAGCAGGCUGUCCCAGACCACACGGGCUGGACCCUUCAUGGUACGUGCUGUUCAUGCUGUUCGCCAUGUCUACUCUGAUCUCACUACCCCUGCUCUGGGCCCAUAGCCGCAGGAAGUAGUUUGGGGGUGUGGGUGCUGCAAUUUAUUUCAUUGACAGGGGUGCCUGCACUGCAGACGGCUAUAUCGGUUCGCUUAUUAAAGGCCCAGUGCACUCCUUUUGUGAUUUCUUUUUUUUCUUCUAAUUAUUAUUAUUUUUAAUUCACCCCUACUUCCCGCGGCUAUGUCUGAGCCAUGUGUGCUGGCUCGCUCACCUCAGCACUGCACGUCUUGGUGGACAUCAUCUGUCAAUACAAUGAUGUGGAACUGCUGAUAAAGGUGAGGGAAUCACUGCUGCUUGGUUUUACAGCACAUUUCCAUAAUGUUUUUAUAUAUUUUCAUGGUUAAAAGCUCGAGAUAGAGAUUGAGAAUAUUAUACACAGGAGACCUAAAAACCACACGAGCUUGUGAAAGACCUCUCCCUGCAUAGCAUCACAUGUUAAACCCAAGGAUGUGACGUUGCUGCUCUCUGCUGUUCUAUAGUGAGUCCUGUCCCUAUUGAGAAUCCCGUCCCAUGUGAUAGCUAUAAGCAGCUUGUAGCCCAUCCACUACAGUACUACUGUACAACUCUCCUCUUCCUCUCCUCCAUUCUUAUCCUCCUCGCCAUGUGUUGGCCAUAGGGCUGCUUUAAACAUAUAACCCCUUUCUAACACCCCUAAAACCUAUCUAACACAUGUCUAACCCCCUCUUCUCCUCCUCUCAUCCCCCUCUCUCCAGGUGUUGGCCACAGGGCUGCUGUACCUGGGUAUGUACACAGAUGACCUGUUCAUCCACUACCUGACGGACCACGCCCAGAGACAGGCCUUCCUGGAGACACGCCGCUGCAUCGAGGGGCGCCUCAAACUGGAGCAGGACAACCAGAGACCUACCGUACCCUCCAAGUAGACACUCUUACUGCUGAAAAGGGUCAACAUUGGCGUGUGUAACAAUGUGAAGUGUUGUAGGAGUGGCAAGUGACACUGUUAAUGGUUAGGAGCAGGAUUUGUGGGGGGGCAGUUUCAAACUUUAUUUUUGUUUGAUUUCUCAGGCAAGCAUAUUCAUUCUCACUAACAGCCCUUUAUGGUAACUGCAUUUACUCCCAGUCAAAUUUUUCAUUUGCAACAAGUCUAUGUUCACUCUGGUUAUGCCUUAUCUACAUUACAUUCACAUGCAAAUUCAACACAAUGUGUUUAAUGAAAGAUUCUGUAUUUUAUUCUCAACUGGAAAUAUAUGUAAGGACUGGGUGUGUGAGGAUAUACAGUUGCAUUGACAUGACACGGCUGUAUUAUUAGGACUGAUGAGGAAGAAGACUAACUGUAUUAUGAAGACAGCAGAGGAGGGAGAGUGACAGAGGGUCUGUGUAUUUCCCAACAGGAGCGUCUUGUGCUGUCAAUCCUGCCUCGCUUUGUUGCCUUGGAGAUGAUCGCAGACAUGUGUGCUUUGGAGGACGAGCUCGUUCCCCAGGAGUUCCACAAGAUCUACAUCCACCAGUACAAAGAUGUCAGGUACACCCACUCGUGCACACACACACACACACACACACACACACACACUGAAAUUCCAGGAAAUAGUGUCUAUAGCACAUGGACAACAAUUUUCAGAUUGAUUUAAUCACAGAAUGGAUUAGUACAAUAAUAUGGCAGAGAAAACCGAGGAAAGGAUACAGAAAAUAUAUACCGUUUUAUCAACACACACAGUCUGAUUAUUCAUUAUGAUUACUUAUCGAUGCGCUAUGUAUGUUCAUGAGAACUCUUGUGAUUUUGGAGGGUUCCAGUGCUACAUCGAGAAUGAUACCAAAACAGUCCUCUAACAACAGCAUCAUAAUGCUGCAACCCACUGGGCACACACUGCUUGAAUCAACAUUGUUUCCACGUCAUUUCAAUGAAAUUAUGUUGAACCAAUGUAGAAAAUACACUGUAUUGGGGUCUGUGCCCAGUAGGAUGGGACUGACUCUUUGCAGUACAAGUUGAGCAGAAGGGGUAUUCAGCUCCAAUGGAAAAUACACAGAAAAAAAAUAUGUUACAGCAAAAAGACAAAAUUAAAGAUUAUUAUGCAUUUGAAAUGUUACUGUAAUGACACUGAAUGUCAUCAAAAAAUAGUACAUCUAGAUUUCAUUGUGCCAUAUAUUGUUGCAAACCAAGAGGGAUGUUCAGGUGGAGUGUCACAGAUAUUGUCAACAUCACACUGACUCUCACUGCCCCCAGAACUACCCUCACCAUUUAUAUUUGUCUGACACUUAUCUGGAAAAACCUUAAGAAAGACAUUUGUUUCUGUAGAAUGGUAAUGAUUUUUCAGUUCAGUGUGCAGGUUGUCCAGAGUUAUUGGCAGGAUGAUUUUCUUGUUUUGGUCCUUUAAAAUAAUCUCUUCCUCGUUUUUUGCCCAGUGUGCCAUGGACCCCCACUUGCCAAGCUCGUACUCGCAGCAGAAGGCCGUCCACAUAAAGUCGGGGAUGUUGACCCUAUUUUUGAUUGUGUUUUCGCCAGGAACAGCUCCUGUCACUACAUAGGCCAUGGGUUCGGCAAGGUUGCAUUUGCAGUGCUUAUCCAUGAUGUAUUUCACUUUCUUCUCCAUAGCACACCAACUCCCUCCGUUGAAGGUAGUCUUUUGGGGGACGAUGUUGGUCAGGGUGCAGGUGGAGAGUGAACUGUCUUUGUCAUGUGCGUGUUGCAUUGGGAAAAUAUGGCCUCUGCUUACCUUAUGAUCACUGCUAUUUGCCGCCUCAUUCAAGUAGUCAUCGUAAGUAGCUUGAUGAUUUUUUAUGUCCCCUUUAUUUAUUCUCUUCAUUAUAGCACUCUGCUCUCCAUCCAGCUGUGGAUACAAUACAUAUUGCCUUAAAGAUAUUGCUGUAUAAUCUGGUUUACAUUUUGUGACAAAAUAUAUUCUACAUUAUUUUUUAUAAUUUAUGUAUUUAAACAUUGUUGUAUCCUUUGGCUAAUGGUUGCAGAGAGAUGACAAAAUACAAAAUCAAACUGAACAAGAAAUAUUAAUUUAAGGUUAAUAAAUACAGUACCUGAGGCUCAUACAUCCAGAUUCUUUUUUGGGAUUCAUAACUGCCCUUGUAAGUAUAGGCAGAAAACACUGGGAUCUUGUUUUCUGUGUCGUAGAGUGUUGCAAAUGUGUAUGGAUUUGAAUCUUUCAAUUUCUGGCAUAUCAGCUUGUAGCGAUUCUGUUCUUGAUUAUUUGAACUAGUAUGCAGAACAUCAGGGAUCACUGGAGUUGUCCCGUCCAGAAAAAACGAAAGGCAAUUAUCCUCUCUGAAUUCUGUCACCACAUGAGAGAGGCUGAGAGGAGAGCAGAGGAUUAGCAGGAACACAGAGAGACUCACGCCCACCAGCAUCAUCUUUAGGGUUACACGUAGAGGUUUUGCAAUCUGAAUAUGAAGUUUUCAGACUGUCUGUCUGAUAUGAGUAUUGUACACCGUUAUAUACUCUGUUAGAGACUGAGAACCAACCCACAGGGUCUUGGACAAAUGUCACUAAGUGAAUUUGAAUCAUAUUUGAAUGGAGGUGUCCAUAUAAGGAAACCUGUACUCUGUCAGGUCUGAGUGGUUUAUGACUCCCACAUGUGCUGCACAUGCGCACACACACACAUGCACGCACUCACACACACACAAACACACACACACUGCACAGAGAUCACCUUUAGUCAGGCCCUUAUCUCUUCACUCUUGUGUUGAGCUGUUUGCCUAUAUACCUUUUAACAUGCAAAAUCCAGUAUCAGUCACACUUGAGAAGAUGUGCUGGUACUGUAAGUGAGAUAUGCUCUAUCGGUGAAUGUGACAGGCUUGUUUCAUUCAAAGUAAGUGUGAAGAUAGUUUGAAGUGUAACGUUAGUUUGCCUUUUGAUAACAUGCAAAACCGAAAAGUCGCACCGCAAACUGAAGAUGUAUAUUUUUAUGCUCAUGUAUCCAUUUAGUGCAAUUCACACUACUGCAGAGGGUUCUCUUUCGUGACAAAUGGCAAUACAAUUAAUUAUCCAUAGUCCUAAAACAAGUUAACUGCCCCCUUCCCUCCGUUCCCCUCUCUCUCUCUCUCUACAUUAUUGUCUUCCUAUCCCUCUCUCCUACCAUCUCUGUCUCUCUCCUUACCACCCCCUGUAACUCCCUCUCACUUCUUCUUUCUCUCGCUCUACUCUCCCUGUCUCCUCUCUCCUCCACAGUAUCCUGUUUGCUGACAUCAAGGGAUUCACUCUGCUCUCUAUAAACCUGUCAGCUCAGGAGUUGGCCCGUACACUCAAUGAACACUUCGACCAUCCGGCUGAGGUGAGACAACCAUCUGACUAUAAGCCCUGACCACUAACCCUGACCUCUCGCUCUCAACUGUUACCUGUAGACCGGACCCUAACAGAUUUCUCCAGCCCUCGCCAGUAACCUCUGACCUUUAACCUUAACCUUUUUAUUGGGUUAGGCCCUGAUACUCAGAGCACAGUGUAUGCUUUGGCCUAGCUAGUUCUCCUCAACCACAGUGGUCAUCCUAAACUUAACCCUAUCUUUCUCCCUCCCAUCUCUCCCGCUUUCUCUCUCGCGCUUUCUUUCGCUCUCAGCAUUGUCAUCACUUUGCUUAAAGGUCCAGUGCAGUCAAAAUUAAGUUUUGUAUCAUAUUGUACAACAGCUGUGUCACACCCUAAUCUGUUUCACCUGUCUUGUGAUUGUCUCCAACUCCCACCAGGUGUCUGCCAUUACCUCAUGUGUAUUUAUACCUCCAGUUCGUCUUGUCCCGUCAAGUCCUUUCAGCGUGUUCCCAUGUUUCCUGUGCUCUAGUUUUUGCUUUUUGUAGUGUUCCCAGUUCUGACCUUUCUGCCUGUCCCUGAUUCUGCCUGCCGUCCUAUACCUGCAUGACUCUGAUUUGGAUUACGACUCGUUGCCUGCCUUGACCUUCCGAUUGCCUGCCCCUUUUACUGUAAUAAACUAUGAGACUCGUACUAUCCACCUCCUGUGUCUGCAUCUGGGUCUUAGCCUGAGCUGUGAUAAGCUGAUGAAACUUACACUGUAAAAAGUGUUCUUUUUAUCAGUGUUAUUUCCUGAUGGUUGACAGUACAGUCUACACAAGGGUUCUUCAAUUCCGGUCCUGGAGGGCCGAAACACUUCUGUUUUUUAUUUCUACCUGGUAGUUAAUUGCACUCACCUGGUGUCCCAGGUCUGAAUUAGCCCCUGAUUAGAAGGAGAGGAUGAAAAACAGAGGUGUUUCGGCCCUCCAGGACCGGAAUUGAAGAACCCUGGUCUACACAGAACCUUCAGCAGGUUUUGCAUGGGUGGAGUUUCGGCUUGCCUGGUGACAUCGCCAGGCGGUAAGUAAGUUAAUAGACCAAUAACAAAGAAAGUUCCAAACCUCUCUGACAAUAUCAGCAGUGGUGUAAAGUACUUAAGUAAAAAUAUUAUAAAGUACUACUUAUGUAGUUUUUUGGGGGUAUCUAUACUUUUUUAUAUUUUUUGACAACUUUUACUUCACUACAUUCCUAAAGAAAAUGUACUUUUUACUCCAUACAUUUUCCCUGACACCCAAAAGUACUUGUUACAUUUUGAAUGCUUAGCAAGAAAGGAAAAUGGUCCAAUUCACGCACUUAUCAAUUGAACAUCCAUGUUGGAUUGUGCCCCUGGCUAUCUGUAAAAUAACUAAAAUUGUGCCAUCUGGUUUGCUUAAUAUAAGGAAUUUGAAAUGAUUUUUACUUUUGAUACUUAAGUAUAUUUAAAACCAAAUACUUUGGCUUUUACUCAAGUAGUGCUUUACUGGGUGACUUUCACAUUUACUUGAGUCAUUUUCUAUUAAGGUAUCUUUACUUUUAUGUAUGACAAUUGGGUACUUUUUCCACCACUGAAUAACUAGUUUUCCUCUCCCCACUCCCAGACAGUCCUAGCAAAAUUGUUACUUGAGAAAAAGUUGAGCUAAAAACCUUUUUUAAAAAAAAACAAUUUUAAUGGAAAACUACUAAAGUAAGGUACUUGUAACACAGAUGUGAUUCAAGAUUGAUAUAAAAAUGGCUGCAUUGGGCCUUUAAAACUGGAAUACGUAGUGGUAAAAAUGCCACAUCUGUUUGCAAACAACAAAGACGUUACUUCAAACAAUGAACACCGUUUUCUUCCACUUGGACAUCGUUGCACAUAAUUGCAUGCACGAUAGAACAGGUGCAGCAUGCUCCUCUGCCCCGUUUCAAAACCAAAACAAACCUGGGGCGACUAGUAGCGCUGUUUCAUCUUAUGUAGAUAUCAGCUUUAACAUGUGUCCCACAAGUACAAAAAAACGACAACUGUGACAUGAACUUAUCUGCAAUCUAAAUAGCAUUGGCUUACUUGCACCACUCCACUCUACCGUCAUGUUCAUUGUCGCCCGGGAUCGAGCACGCCAUCGAGUUGAGCAGCAGCGAGCGCAUGUGCAUCACCCCGGUAACGCUGGGGUUUAAAGAAGCAAACAUCGAGGACAAGGGAAGGAGGGAGGGGGGAUGGUUUUAAGAGCACUAGAGGGUAAGGGGAUAAAGGUAAGCCAGAGAGCCAUAAAGUAUGCAUACAAGCGAGGGGGAUGUGAUGAUGGUAGAGUGGGUGCAAGUAGGCCUAUGCCAUUUAGAUAGACCUAUACUAUUUGCAGGUAGUUGAUAUCAAUCAAUUGUAGCAUUGCACUUGUAACAAAUGGCAGCUUGUCAAAGUAUUAAACAGUACGGAUCACAAUGUGCUUUCAUAUUGUUUUCCCUCUGGGUCUCAGUAUUCCCAGAUGAGAGACGAGAUGUUCAACUUCCAUGAGAACAACAGCGCCCGCAACCUCCUCACCCUCACUGCCAUCGCUAUCAACUUCGGCCUGGCCUCCACCGACAUGGUGAGUACCAGCCAGGUUUGGGGUCCAUUUCAUUAAAAUUCCGUGUCUCUCUCCCCUCCCUCCCUCCCUCCCUCCGUCCCUCUCUUUCUCCCUCCCUCCCUUCCACUCUCUCUCUCUCCCUCCCCUCCCUCCCUCCCUCAGUCUCUCUCUCUCUCCCUCCCCCCGUUCCACUCUCCCUCCCUCCCUCUGACCUUCAGCAUGGCAAUUAACCCCACUGAUGACCUCGAUUAAGAGGGGUUGGGUUAAAUGUGGAAGACACAUUUCGGUUGAAUGCAUUCUGUUGUGCAACUGACUAGGUAUCCCCCUUCCCUACACUAAAUCAGUAUUGGGUGUGAUUUGGCUAUGAGUUUCCAUUACCAAUUGAACACUUGGUUGAUUUUAUCACUCAAAUUCUAAUGUUUCUGUCUUUCUGUCUCUUCCUUCGUGUGUCACACACACACAGGUCUCACUACCUCAGGAGGAAGGGCAUCUCCAUCCUCCUCAUGACCAUGUUUGUUGUUGCUGUGUUCUACAAUGGAAGACAAGUACAGUAACACACAACAGUCCUUACCUUUUAUUUCAGUAGCGCUCCCCGAGGCAUCUUUAUUGUGUUAAGCAGUUAUGUAGCUGCAACUGAUGUGUCCGUAACUAAUUCAAGUUUAUUGAGUCACCAUCAUCCCUCAGUAAAGGAAAGUCUAUUUGUGAUUGGCUGUUCCUUGUCAUCCAGUGGGAGGCGACAGUGAGGCUGGACUUCCUAUGGCGUCUGCAGGCUCAGCAGGAAGUGGAGGACAUGAGGGAGCUGCGGGAGCACAACGGGUGUCUGCUGAACAACAUCCUGCCAUCGCACAUCGCAAGACACUUCCUGGAGAGGGGCAGGAACGACGAGGUACAGAAAACGCCAUGACACUGUAUAGGCUACUGAACCACAUUUGGCAUGGGUCCUCAGAUCCUCAAAAAAUUAUACAGCUGCACCAUCGAGAGCAUCCUGACUGGUUGCAUCACCGCCUGGUAUGGCAACUGCUUGGCCUCCGACCGCAAGGCACUACAGAGGGUAGUGCGUACGGCUCAGUACAUCACUGGGGCCAAGCUUCCUGCCAUCCAGGACCUCUAUACCAGGCGGUGUCAGAGGAAGGCCCUCAAAAUUGUCAAAGACUCCAGCCACCUUAGUCAUAGACUGUUCUCUCUGCUACCGCACGGCAAGCGGUACCGGAGUGCCAAGUCUAGGUCCAAAAGACUUCUCAACAGCUUCUACCCCCAAGCCAUAAGACUCCUGAACAGCUAAUCAUGGCUACCCGGACUAUUUGCACUGCCCCCCCACCCCAUCUUUUUACGCUGCUGCUACUCUGUUAAUUAUUUAUGCAUAGUCACUUUAACUCUACCCACAUGUACAUAUUACUUCAACUACCUCAACUAGCCGGUGCCCCCGCACAUUGACUCUGCACCGGUACCCCCCUGUAUAUAUAGCCUCCCUACUGUUAUUUUAUUUUACUUCUGCUCUUUUUUUCUCAACACUUUUUUGUUGUUUUAUUCUACUUUUUUAUUAAAAAUAAAUGCACUGUUGGUUAAGGGCUGUAAGUAAGCAUUUCACUGUAAUGUCUGCACCUGUUGUAUUCGGCGCAUUUGGCCAAUAAAAUUUGAUUUGAUUUGAAUAUCCUGAUUCCAAAACAAUCCCUUGCACAUGUCCAUUAGCCUGGUCCCAGAUCUGUUUGUGUUGCCUUGUCAACUCCUAUAGUCAUGUUUUGGCAAGACCGCACAAACACAUCUGGGACCAGGGAACCUAUCCUCAGGUCUCUUCACAUCACAGAUCAGAUAGGUUAAAGGAAAUGCCUAUUAAACAAUCAAGUUCAUAUUAACUUCUCAAUGUGUGUCCUCUCUCCCUUCUUCAGGAGCUGUACUCCCAGUCCUAUGAGGAGGUGGGGGUGAUGUUUGCCUCAGUCGCAGGGUUCACCGACUACUAUGAGAAGAAGGAGAUCAAACACGAGGGGGUCGACAGCCUCCGACUGCUCAACGAGAUCAUCACUGACUUUGACGAGGUGAGGGCGAGACGAGGAGGGGGUACGGCCCAGGCAGAGUUUUGCAAUGUGUUGGAACACCAGAUAUUUUCUCUCACUUUCCAUCCCAACAAAUGAAAGUGUAACUGACAGCGUUUUAACUACUUUACAGAUAUGAAACAAACCGACAAUUAUAAUAUCAGACCAAAAUAUCAAAUUCCUAGUUUACGCUACAUAAACUUUAAAAAUGGGUUCUAUUUUACUUCAAAUUCCAUGACGUACAGUAAGGCAUUGUUGGCAGAAUAGAUGGAUGCAGUUCAAUGCAUGAUUAACAUAAUUCACCAAUACAUGUCUUGGUAGUCCAAAAAAUAUUGCUAUCAGGUUGUAAAUCACAGCUGGCCUGGUACAUUGUUUGCUGCCUCCACCCAUUUGAGUUUCAAUUAUUUAAUAUUUUGGACAAAAACAUACAAAUUUUAUUAAGGCUGGGAAUGUCAAUACAAUCAAACUAGCAAGGGUAAUGAUCACAAGUCAGUCAUAAUAUUUAGCAAGCUAAAAACACAAAGCCUAACGUUAACUAGCUAGCUAGCUGCUGGAAGGAUGUCAUGUCAUUGGACGAGUGGGUGAGUGGACUACUUUUUCCCCUCAUACAGUGAGGGAAAAAAGUAUUUGAUCCCCUGCUGAUUUUGUACGUUUGCCCACUGACAAAGACAUGAUCAGUCUAUAAUUUUAAUGGUAGGUUUAUUUGAACAGUGAGAAACAGAAUAACAACAAAAAAAUCCAGAAAAACGCAUGUCAAAAAUGUUAUGAAUUGAUUAGCAUUUUAAUGAGGGAAAUAAGUAUUUGACCCCUCUGCAAAACAUGACUUAGUACUUGGUGGCAAAACCCUUGUUAGCAAUCACAGAGGUCAGACGUUUCUUGUAGUUGGCCACCAGGUUUGCACACAUCUCAGGAGGGAUUUUGUUCCACUCCUCUUUGCAGAUCUUCUCCAAGUCAUUAAGGUUUUGAGGCUGACGUUUGGCAACUCGAACCUUCAGCUCCCUCCACAGAUUUUCUAUGGGAUUAAGGUCUGGAGUCUGGCUAGGCCACUCCAAGACCUUAAUGUGCUUCUUCUUGAGCCACUCCUUUGUUGCCUUGGCCGUGUGUUUUGGGUCAUUGUCAUGCUGGAAUACACAUCCACGACCCAUUUUCAGUGCCCUGGCUGAGAGAAGGAGGUUCUCACCCAAGAUUUGACGGUACAUGGCCCCGUCCAUCGUCCCUUUGAUGCGGUGAAGUUGUCCUGUCAAGGGGCAAUUUUUCUGAUGAUUUAGGUGACCUACACACAUUUUAAAAAAUAUAUGUACAGCAACAACAUGAAGACAGGGGCAGCAUAUAAGUCAAUACCAGAAGCAUUUAUUGACUGAUCUGGGGAGAUGGAUUCCAGUUUCUGUGACAUAUUAUAAAUAAUCUCUGAUGCCUUUGUUAUAUUAGCUUUUGGUUGAAUGUACUGUCGUAGUAAAUAUAUAAUGUUAUAGCUUGGUCUGACUAAAAUCUUGUGCAUGACCCAUUUUGUGUUGGGCGUUUGUUUUCAAUCAAUGCUGUUCCUAUCCUAUAACAAUGGACAAAAGAGUCCUAUCUUGUCAGCCUUGUCAGCAGGUGGCCAAGGACAACACCCACGCCAUAGGUCUCUCAGUUCUUCCAACUCACGAGUUCUUGCUCUGAGGACACACACACACACACACACAUCAUCACUGUUAAACACACACACACACACACACACAAAAAUCCCCUCUCUUUAGGCUGAACAUUUGAAGACAGAGAACCCGACUCAGAGCCAAUGCAACAGUGGAGGGGACCUCGCCCAACUCAUCAGGACCAAUCAGAAGAUCAGAACUACUAGAUUCAACCUACAUCAUUUAUUGUAUAAAAUGUCUGCACACAAUGUUUUCGGGGCUCUCUUCAGAUAGCUCCCUAAGAGUUUGACGAACGAGUCCGUGCACGCGAUUCCAGAUAUCUUUACCUCUGAAUAAACUGCCUUUAUUAUACCAUAUCCACCCUGUCCAAAGUCUCUACUUGGUCUCAGUUCUCCAGUAAACUUGUGAUUAUCAACAGUACACAACGGUAACAAACAAUUGGGGGAACUCACGGGGCAGAUAGUAAGGUCGCAGUGACACAGAAAGCAGUUCAAUGUCGGGGGUACAGAGUCGCUCUCUUACCAGGAUCGAUUUUCCCUGUGACUGUGUCAGAUCGCGGUCCGCUCUGACCAGGGUGAAGCCGGCCGGCUCCACUUCUCUGUCCGGGACUCUGUCAUCCAGCCAAGUCUCCCAGCUGUAUUGGAUUCCGCUGCCAGCAGCGUUUUCAUUAUUUAGUCUGUUCGUAGCGGGUAUGUACACGAUCAACAAGAUCAGUCCAAAACCCACCACUGGAAAUCCAUGGUUGGCAGAAUGUUUGUAAACUAAGUGUACAAAUUAAAAACAUAAAAUAACGCCACUAAGUGUACAAAUUAAAAACAUAAGAUAACGCCACACUGCAGGUCGCAACAGAGACGCUGCUAGCCGCUAUUUUCUUAGUUACGUUCAUGGUUACGUCACGUAUGACGAAAGCGCGUAAGUGCAAGCCCACAGACACCCAUAGAGAUUGUAUUGAAAGCUUUGAAAUUUGAAAAAAAUAGAUUUUACAUGGGAGUCUAUGACAGACUUCUGGGCGAUUUUCAACAUGACUGAAAUCGCCCCAAAAACGGGCGGGGCCAUUUGAAGCACGACUUUAGCCUGAUUUGACAUUUAGUGGCAGUCAGAUCAGAUUAGAACACUGAUAACUACUGUUGCCGUGAUAUAAUUGAUUAGAAAAAAAAUCCCUUCCUUUUCCCGUUUGGCAGUGCGUCGCCCAUAUCGCCCUAUUGAACACACCGCCCCUGCCCUUAGCAGAAAAACACCCCCAAAGCAUAAUGUUUCCACCUCCAUGUUUGACGGUGGGGAUGGUGUUCUUGGGGUCAUAGGCAGCAUUCCUCCUCCUCCUCCAAACAUGGCGAGUUGAGUUGAUGCCAAAGAGCUCGAUUUUGGUCUCAUCUGACCACAACACUUUCACCCAGUUCUCCUCUGAAUCAUUCAGAUGUUCAUUGGCAAACUUCAGACUGCCCUGUAUAUGUGCUUUCUUAAGCAGGUGGACCUUGCGGGCGCUGCAGGAUUUCAGUCCUUCACGGCGUAGUGUGUUACCAAUUGUUUUCUUGGUGACUAUGGUCCCAGCUGCCUUGAGAUCAGUGACAAGAUCCUCCCGUGUAGUUCUGGACUGAUUCCUCACCGUUCUCAUGAUCAUUGCAACUCCACGAGGUGAGAUCUUGCAUGGAGCCCCAGGCCGAGGGAGAUUGACAGUUAUUUUGUGUUUCUUCCAUUUGUGAAUAAUCGCACCAACUGUUGUCACCUUCUCACCAAGCUGCUUGGCGAUGGUCUUGUAGCACAUUCCAGCCUUGUGUAGGUCUACAAUCUUGUCCCUAAUAUCCUUGGAGAGCUCUUUGGUCUUGGCCAUGGUGGAGAGUUUGGAAUCUGAUUGAUUGAUUGCUUCUGUGGACAGGUGUCUUUUAUACAGGUAACAAUCUGAGAUUAGUAGCACUCCCUUUAAGAGUGUGCUCCUAAUCUCAGCUCGUUACCUGUAUAAAAGACACCUGGGAGCCAGAAAUCUUUCUGAUUGAGAGGGGGUCAAAUACUUAUUUCCCUCAUUAAAAUGCAAAUCAAUUUAUAACAUUUUUGACAUGCGUUUUUCUGAAUUUUUUGUUGUUAUUAUGUCUCUCAUUGUUCAAAUAAACCUACCAUUAAAAUUAUAGACUGAUCAUUUCUUUGUCAGCGGGCAAACGUACAAAAUCAGCAGAGGAUCAAAUACUUUUUUACCUCACUGUAUUAUGACGGCCCAACAUUUUUGAGAGGGUUUAUCUGCUCUUUUCUCGUUAGAGUUUAGCUCAUCUCGCUCUGGCUAACAUUAGUUGUUGAUCAAUGGAGAGAUAGCCUACCUGUUCAUGGUUGUUUGAUCAAUAGGACUGUAAAGUUCCCAAAUGUAAGAGGACUCCUGUGGUAUUUACAUAUUUGCAGAAAUCCAUUCAGGUGUAUUUGUGGCUUUUGGUGAAUGCUUUCUAAUGGUCUAAAGUCACGCUGUUGCUACUGUCUGUAAACACCCAGUCCAGUUCAAAGUCAAUGAUGGCUGGCCCGUGUGGCAAAUGGCUUAUUUGCAUAUAGGCCUACUGAAGCUCUGAUUGGCUAUGGCGCACCGGUCUGUCUGUCUAGAGUCCGGUCCUGGACAAGACUGACAUGUUAUUAUUAGGUUUUAUUUACUGCAGUGUCUAUUAUUUGUCCAAACGCAUGGCCGCUUUCCCACUAUAUAUUGCUAUAGAAUUUUCACAAAUGCCUUACUCAUUCCCAAACAUUUUAUGAAAACGUGAAAAUGACCAUAUCUAAGUGCUCGCUUGUCAGAAAAUGUUUUUUAAAAAGCCGUCAUAUUCUUCAGGGAGGUGUAUAUGAACAGAUUUGUAACUAGUUUUUUGUUAAGUCAAAAAAACUUCUCUGAGGUGAGCUUCCUCACUGUCUUUCUAUCAUUCUCACUCACUUUGACUUUUCCGUCUUUCUUUCCCUCCCUACUCCUUCUCUCUCUUCACACUAGCUGUUGGAGGAGUUCUAUUUUCAUGACAUUGAGAAGAUCAAGACCAUCGGCAGCUGUUACAUGGCAGCAUCUGGCUUAUCUCCAGACAGACAGGUACUGCAACAUCCUUUAGUCAUCUGGGUACCAAACCAAACAUACAUUUUUGGAUGUGUCAUCAUAACUCUUCAAAGAGGGGUUGCCUCAGGGAAAGUAGAGAGGGGACUUACCGAAAAAUUUAUUUUCCUUAUUGCUGUCCUCUUGUUCUUUCUGUCCUGUCUUUCUCCCGAACCUCCCUCCCUCACACACAUACACACACACACACACACACACACACACACACACACACGCACAUUCAAUGUCGCAGUCCCAUGGACGUGUGAAUGGGUGGCACCACCUGAGUGAGCUGGUCCUGUUUGCCUUGGCCAUGCAGGAGACCCUGAGAGAGAUCAACAAAAACUCUCACAACAGCUUCCAGCUCCGUGUG
Coregonus sp. 'balchen' is the source of this 15202-nucleotide messenger RNA. The record is from the annotation of a GenBank genome assembly. NCBI's taxonomy places the organism in Eukaryota, Metazoa, Chordata, Actinopteri, Salmoniformes, Salmonidae.